Bufo gargarizans (Asiatic toad) is the source of this 1681-nucleotide messenger RNA. Its product is annotated as UDP-GlcNAc:betaGal beta-1,3-N-acetylglucosaminyltransferase 7-like. The record is from RefSeq and is a predicted model, not a curated record. NCBI's taxonomy places the organism in Eukaryota, Metazoa, Chordata, Amphibia, Anura, Bufonidae. Bases 243 to 1607 code for a protein of 454 amino acids. Gene Ontology annotation, cellular component: membrane. The transcript has a single exon. Gene Ontology annotation, molecular function: hexosyltransferase activity.
UGUUCAGAAGCAGGAUGAUCUAUAUAUCUACCAUGGAGAGACAUCAGCAAACCUGGGGCAAAGAAAAGACCAUUGUCUGCAAGGCAUGAUCCCUCCAGCUUCAGCAUCACACGAGACAAGACUGAAGCACGUCUGCAAAGCAGGUAUGAGCAGACUCCUCAAGAAACAGACUGCAAUGGCAUGGGAAAAGCUCCAGGCUUCUUAGUUCAGAAAAUAUUUUAUAAGCUGCUUCCUCCCUGUUCAUGCAUUUUCUACAGAUUUGGUUCUUACCGCCAUGCUAUGCAGACCUUUAUUAUUUAUCUCACAGCCAUAAAAGACAAGGGAACAGAAGAGUUCCCAACCUCAGUGACAUGCCUCCCAUCACAACCUCAAACAUGGAGUGCCUUUUCAGAAGAAGGAGAGUGCUAAAAACCUGCUUAACCUUGUCGCUACUAUUUGCCACCCUGGUCACCAUACAUAAACUGAAACUAGUCGAGGAAGGAACAAAGGGACGCCUGGCAUUCCAUACUAGAAUAAUGAAUGAGUGGUUGCAACCAGACAAUAGUUCCUCCAGGAGGAACAGCAAAGGAACCACUAGCAAUUCUGCUGCUGCUGCUGCUGCUGGUGAUACCUCAGUAGGGUUGAGUCUGCCUCCACGAAGGUGGGACAUUAAUGAGAGUAGAUGUCCUGAGAACACUGGUCUAAGAAGACAACCUUGGUUCAAACAUGUGGAUCCUAGAUUCCAUCAGUUUAUUUUGCAUCGGCAUUGCAGGUAUUUCCCAUUGUUGCUUAACCACCCUGAGAAAUGUCAGGGAGAUGUCCACCUGCUCAUAGUGGUGAAGUCCAUCAUUGAGCAACAUGAUAGGAGAGAAGCUGUGAGGAGGACAUGGGGCAAAGAGAAAGAAGUAGAUGGCAAGAAAAUCAAAACUCUGUUCCUUCUUGGAACUACAUCCAUAGGUAAAGAUCACAGGAACCUCCAGAGACUCAUUGAGCAGGAGAACCAGAUUUAUGGGGACAUUCUACAAUGGGAUUUCAUGGACACUUUCUUUAACUUGACUCUUAAAGAGGUGAACUUCCUAAAAUGGUUUCACAUAUAUUGUCCAAAUGUUGAGUUUAUUUUCAAAGGUGAUGAUGAUAUUUUUGUGAAUACUGAAAAUAUAUUAGAUUUCUUAGCCUUCAAAAAGGAAGACCCUCUGCUGCCAAGCUUAUUUGUAGGAGAUAUUAUAUCCAGAGCAGUUCCGAUUAGGAAUAAACAAAGUAAAUAUUAUAUCCCCAAAGAGUUGUAUGACAAACCCUAUCCAGUGUACGCUGGUGGAGGUGGCUUCCUAAUGGCUUCCGCUCUAGCCAGAAGACUGUUUAUAGUUUCGGAGAACAUCCAGUUGUUUCCCAUUGAUGAUGUGUUUUUGGGAAUGUGCCUUAAGGCCAUAGGUGUGGAGCCCAAGUUGCAUCCAGGAUUUAGAACAUUUGGAAUCAGCAAAAAGAGAUCAAGUGCAAUGAACAGUGACCCUUGUUUCUAUAAGAGCUUGUUGGUGGUCCACAAGUUAAGCUCAGAAGAUCUCCUUAAAAUGUGGAAUGUUGUCCAUGAUGAAAAAAUUGUCUGUGGUAAAAGGGUUAAUAUUUACAGGUGAUAUGAUUGGCCUAGAGGGGGAAACAAAUAUGAUUUUAUUUUCAUAUAAAUUGUUUACAUUUCUCUAAAUUAAUG